GACACGGCGCCGGUAUCCCAGAACCAUCUGGCGGCUCCGCGGCCGACUCGUCCGCAGGCUUCGUAUGACUGGAGCACGGGCGCUACUCCGCAGAGGACCGACGCGAUGGACACGGACGUUUACACCGGCGCAGCAGAACCAGCCUAUGGGGGAACUCCUCCUCCUGAUCUUCGUAGUCCCUCGCCGCUGCCGCCACCGUUGCCAAGUGUUUCGAUGACCCACCUUGAUCAUAACCGUGUUCCUCAGUCCUAUGUUCCGCCGCCGACGUCGCCGGCAUACGUGUCGAGAUCAAACACACACUUGCUUUCCGUCUACAUCAACGACAUGCGAUCCCGGGAUGAAGAUCCACAGUUCGCAGAGUUCCCUUUGCCUUUACGGACGUCGCCGGACGGACAUAGUUGGACAGUCGAUGCUCAACACCUUUGCGAUGCGUUACAGAACUCAGUUUCUCGGAUAGACGGGCCUGCCAAGGUUUAUGUAAAGCAUGAACAGAAGUACAAGAAGUACUUUCUACGCGUUUCUGCCAACCACGAGGACGAGACGUCCCCUAUGUCCCUUGAAGUCAGGCCGGACAAAUCGAUAGAGAUCUGUGUCGAAUCGGGACCCGCGAAUGCACCAGUCAAACGAUUGAGUGACCGUAAUGCGGCACGCACCUUCCAGUCAUCGUCGGUCAAUUACCAGCAUAAAACAAGCCGUUCAAACACCGUAGCCCCUACUGCACUGAGCCCCAUUGUACCACAAAAGCGUGGAUACUCUCCCGAGCCUCCUCCAAGCGGUCCCUCAUACGGGCACUACGACUCCCGAUCUCCUCCUUUCUAUGGCACCAAGGGAUCGGCUAAGUCGCCAACCUUCCCGCGGCAUGAUAGUCCCAUGGACUGGGAUGCAGGUACACCCGCUGAACCCUACCCAAAGAGAACUAGACAUGAUUAUAGCAGCCCACGGCCUUCUUCUAGUACACGACACUCCGACCGAAUUGACUCUGCACCACCAACGACGCCGACCCCGAACUACUACAGAGAGAGAACUGAAUCCGUUCCCCCGACGACGCCGCAUCGGCGUUAUUACCGGGACAAGUAUGGCCGCCCCCUCGAAGAUCCGCCGCCGCGGUCUGAGAGCCCAGCUGGGCCGGCGCCCGUGCCAGCGACUCGAGCUGCGACUCGGGAAGAAGUGGACAGGAUCAUCGCAGAGCACAUCAGGCUCUCAAUCGAAGAGGAUCCGGAGUGGUUAGAAUGGUACCCUUCGGUCGCUAAACCGCAAAGCGUCCCGGUGGUACUGAAGCGGUAUAGGUAUGCGAAGAAGAAGAUCGAUUUCCACAUGGACCUGGUCACGCCGGACGACCUGCAGGGCGCGCCGAAGGAGCGCAUCCGUCCGGAGCACGUAGUCCAGGCGCUCGGUGUACCAGCCGAAGAAGUCAACAAGUGGACGAGGAACUGUCUUGAUACCCUCAGGUUAUUAGAUCUCUACGGGGAGAAGGGGACGCGUCUACGAGACGCGCAAGUCAUCCGAAUGGCGCAAGAGGAGUACAUGCCAGGUCAACCUGAACACAGUCGACCCAUAAAGCGACUACUUAAGUACCUGAAAGACCUGGAUGACCGCUGGACGACGGAUCAUCCGGAAGAUGCGCCAUCGAGGACUGGUAAGAGAAAGGAGAAGAAGUCAAAGGUUGACUAUGGAACGAGCGCAUUUCGGAUGAAUUGACGACCCUCAAUGAUGUCACAUGUGGAUCCAGCCACAGAAUAAUAUCCGGUGCAAAUCACGUCCAGGGCGACCAGUUCUGAUGUUAAAGCAGAAAUACGUCCCCCUCUCAAGCCGAACGGACUCGUCAGAAUCCAUUUCUAUCGAGAGUCAAACUGCACCGCCAUCAGAUAUCCGGCGACACUCGUGCAAAAUUGGCGCUCACCGUUGGCACCAUGUCAGCUUCUCUUGCCAUCGCGUCGUUCAAGCACCUCGUGACAACGUUUACUCCUUCUUCUACGACAUCCCGAUCCCCCUCCACCACUCGGGGCAGUAGCCUUCGGAACCGAUCCGGAUGCCAUCGUAGGAGGGCCGCUUUCAGCCGCUCUCUCUUCGCCUGGCGCUCAGAAUGCAGGGACGAGAACAAGAAUGCCGUUAUAUCCUCGUGGCGCAGAUCCACGGGAUCAUUUGGACGGACUGCGGUCGGCCAAGGAAUGGAGCGGAAGGAUAGAGAUUGCGUCGUUGAGAGCAUUUCGUUCCAUCGGCUCUCGUAUCCUCGCCAUGCUUCAACUAAUGGGUGAACCGCAGGCCUCUGAUGCGACAUCUCGCGUUCCUUCAGUUGCCGCUGUGCUUGCCUCCGAGCUUCCUCCAUUCGGCCGCUUUCACUAUGCCGUCGCUCUCGGAUGCGGAUAUGGAUACGUUGAACUUCUUCCUCGACAAGCCGCGUUCGCUGCGCUUGUUGCCGAGCUUGCCUUUGGCGACGCGCCUCGUGUUGCAUCCAUCGAUCUGCCUCUGUCUCCCAGUCGAAUGUCGUGGGUUCACGAAGGCCACCAACGUGGCAUCGACUGGACGUUCGCCUGCGCGCUUCCUGUGCGGAAGCAGUAUGUUGGCUGCGAACCCAUCGCAGCGUCCCGUCUAUAGCAUCGCGUGCGUCCUUCCCAUCCUCCCACGGGCGAAGAUUGCCUAGUUCUUCUUCCAAUGGGCUCAGCUCGUCGACCCCGUAGAUGAACGGUGCAUUAAGGCGCGAGCGCGAGUCUCGCGCGGAAGGAAUCCUGGAACGGGGAGGGAACCUUUCCUCCAAGGAUUGAUAAGAUGGCGGGAAACGAAUUUGCUCAUGCUGUCGCGACGACACCGGAAUGGACGAACUCGGCGUCGAGGGUCUGGUAGGCAUGUGCCGAUCGUGACUAUCGCUGCGUUGAAGCCUGCGAGGGCUCGAUAUGAUGAGGCGACGACCGUCCUGCAUGGCGUCUUGGGGUAUUGGAGUAGCAGAGCGAACGAUAACGCCCUGAACAGGAGAUUGAGGGGCGUCGUGUUUGCAACCUCACCCUGCGCCGUAGAUAUGAAGGCGUGGUGGCUGGUCCCUACAGGCUUUCGCGUGCAUCAGGCAUGUUGAGGCUAUGUAAAGCACACCAGAAGUGCAAACUCAGGGUACCAUGCUCAGGGUACCAUGAGGCGUCCACGCACCUGCUGUGAUUGGUGUUGAGUCUGCUGCACACGAGGUACGUGUGACAUGAACGUGCAUUCCCGCCACCGCGCAGUCUGCUGAAGCUUUGGGCCGGGAGUCGCAUAUAUAACAUAACGUCUGGUCAGACUGGUCACGCUCAUCCGACCAGAGCGAUGAUAUCUACGCCUGACGACUUGUGAGUCGUCUAGCAGAGAAGGCCUUUUGAAGGAGGGCGCCAUAGAAUACUUUAGUGUGCAUUAUAACGAGUA
Punctularia strigosozonata HHB-11173 SS5 is the source of this 3387-nucleotide messenger RNA. RefSeq lists its product as uncharacterized. Lineage: Eukaryota; Fungi; Basidiomycota; Agaricomycetes; Corticiales; Punctulariaceae. The transcript has 5 exons. The coding region runs from base 106 to 1698 and encodes 530 amino acids. The record is from RefSeq and is a predicted model, not a curated record.